Cooperia oncophora is the source of this 237-nucleotide messenger RNA. Lineage: Eukaryota; Metazoa; Nematoda; Chromadorea; Rhabditida; Trichostrongylidae. The record is from the annotation of a GenBank genome assembly.
AUGACUAGUAAAUCAGCGCUAAACUCCUUGAUGAAGACAAUGUCCAUUGAUUUGAAGUCCGACGGCAUUCUUGUCGCCAGCUUUUGCCCGGGUUGGGUGCAGACAGACAUGGGAGGAGCAAAGGCUCCGCUCACGGUCGAGCAGUCUGCAGCAGCUCUAGUGUCUUCGUUUGCCAAGCUAGACAAGAAACACCAUGGCGGCUUCUUCAGCAGAACUCUAGAGCCUAUUCCGUAUUGA